Messenger RNA from Malassezia globosa CBS 7966, 789 nucleotides. RefSeq lists its product as uncharacterized. The transcript has a single exon. The record is from RefSeq and is a predicted model, not a curated record. Lineage: Eukaryota; Fungi; Basidiomycota; Malasseziomycetes; Malasseziales; Malasseziaceae. The coding region runs from base 1 to 789 and encodes 262 amino acids.
AUGAUCGACACGUUUGAGGGACUCGGUCUGUCACUCACUGAACUGGGCGCUUUCUCCGAAACAGUCCGUCGACACGAGGAGGGCGCAAAGCGAUACCAUAUCCAAGUUGGGAGGCCGAAGCGUGGGCAUGAAAACUGGGAGAACCCAAGUGCUUCUUUCCUGCCCUCUGACGAUCAAAAUGAGACUGAUAACAAUAACGCGAGUUCAUCAACUUGGGCCACAUUGAUGCACGACAUUGUGCCUGAUCACCUACCGCCGGAACCUCCGCGACAUUGCUGGAUGUUCACGCCCGUGUACGCGACGGAGGUCCUGUCUGACAUGCCUGCUCUACAACUCGUGAAUCGGAAACUGGACAAUGCGCGUCUUGUAGAGUCAUCGCUCCGAAAACUCAUCAAGCACACUGAUUCCGCAACGCCUUUGAAGCCUUGGGUUUCACAGCAAGCGCCUAAACUUACCGAAGACGGCGUGCUGUCGUCGCAGAAAGCCUGCGCGAUGAAUGAUGCUGAUCAGUCCAGCAUGUCUGUCGACGAGCCUAUGACAGUGUCGGAGCUGGAGUCAUCAUCGCGAGAGCCACUUACGACAGAAUCUAUGCGGCAUUGGGGAAACAAGGAACGUCACGAUUCAGCGCGGCAUGCGCUGCCGCGCGCUGUGAACUACAAAGCGGCAUGGUAUGCAUCCUUUACAUCGACAGACAGCAAGCUACCAACAUCCAACCUAUAUACAGCGCGGUUGCGUGGAAAUAUGGACGAGUCAUCGCGGCGACCUCGUCGAUUUGUCGUGCCGUCCUAG